This is a messenger RNA of Motacilla alba alba, 3237 nucleotides long. RefSeq names its product estrogen receptor 2 (gene ESR2). The record is from RefSeq and is a predicted model, not a curated record. The coding region runs from base 233 to 1939 and encodes 568 amino acids. Lineage: Eukaryota; Metazoa; Chordata; Aves; Passeriformes; Motacillidae. Gene Ontology annotation, cellular component: nucleus. Gene Ontology annotation, biological process: cellular response to estradiol stimulus; estrogen receptor signaling pathway; regulation of DNA-templated transcription. Gene Ontology annotation, molecular function: nuclear estrogen receptor activity; zinc ion binding; nuclear receptor activity. The transcript has 9 exons.
UCAUCUGGCAUGUCUUGCAUGGUGACUCAAGAUACAUUCAGUCGUUGUAGAGUUAUUCAAAGACAAGAAACCUGAUUUUUUUUUUAAAUUUCUUUUUUGGUGGAGAACAUUAAUAACAUUCAUUUUUUUCUCUACAUCCUCAUGGAUAGUGGCGUCAUCCUCAGGGUACUGGAGCUAAUGAAGCUGCUUUAUGUCAGAAGUGAAUCCUGCCUGUAGUGUCUUAGAUUUGUGAAUGGAUGAAUAUUUAAACAGCCCUCUUCAAUCUUGCUUCAAAAUGUCCCUGUGCACAUCUGCUCACAAGGACUUUUCUCAGUUGCUGCCACUUCAGGAUAUUGGAUGCAAUAAAACAGAAAUUAAAAAUUCACCUGCUGGCGUCAUCUCUCCAGCUCCUUACAGCUGCAAUCAGUCCACGCUGACAGCAGAGCACAGUCCAGUCUACAUUCCCUCAUCUUUCAUGGAAAACAGACACGAAUAUUCCACAAUGGCAUUCUGCAGCCCUGCCAUGGUCAAUUACAACAUCGCCAGCAAUUUUGGGGACCCGGAGGGCGUGACUGCGAGGCAAACCUCGAGCCCCAGUGCUCUGUGGUCUGCUCCUGGCCAUCUGUCCCCUCUGACUCUGCACUGCCAGUCCUCCCUGCUGUAUGCAGAGCAGCCCAAGAGCCUGUGGUGCGAGGCACGCCCGAUGGAGCCAGUGCUGCCCGGGAGCAGAGAAACAUUAAAAAUAAAAACUACUGGCAAUGACUGUACAAGCCCAAUUGCAAAUAAUCCUGGCUCAAAAAAGGAUGCCCACUUCUGUGCAGUCUGCAGUGAUUAUGCUUCAGGAUACCACUAUGGGGUCUGGUCCUGUGAAGGCUGCAAAGCAUUUUUUAAAAGAAGCAUUCAAGGACACAACGAUUACAUCUGCCCAGCCACCAACCAGUGCACAAUAGACAAAAACCGGCGCAAGAGCUGCCAGGCGUGCCGGCUGCGGAAAUGCUACGAAGUGGGGAUGAUGAAAUGUGGCUCACGGAGAGAGCGCUGCGGGUACCGCAUCCUGCGGAGCCACCGCGGCGCCGAGGACCGCGCGCACUGCCUGGGCAGAGCCAGGAGAUACAACGAGGCGGCCACGCGGGUCAAGGAGAUCCUGCUGAGCGCCGUCAGCCCCGAGCAGUUCGUGCUGACCCUGCUGGAGGCAGAGCCGCCCCACGUGCUGGUCAGCCGGCCCAGCAAACCCUUCACCGAGGCCUCCAUGAUGAUGUCCCUGACCAAGCUGGCGGACAAAGAGCUGGUGCACAUGAUUGGCUGGGCCAAGAAGAUUCCUGGCUUUAUUGAUCUCAGCCUCUAUGACCAAGUGAGGCUCUUGGAGAGCUGCUGGAUGGAAGUUCUAAUGAUUGGUUUGAUGUGGAGAUCGAUCGACCAUCCUGGGAAACUGAUUUUUGCACCAGACCUUGUAUUAGACAGGGAUGAGGGGAAAUGUGUAGAGGGAAUUUUGGAGAUCUUUGAUAUGCUCCUGGCCAUGACCUCGAGGUUCCGAGAGCUGAAGCUGCAGCACAAGGAGUAUCUGUGUGUCAAGGCAAUGAUCCUCCUCAAUUCCAGCAUGUUCCCCUUGUCAGCAGAGGAGCCUGAAAGCAACAGGAAGCUGCACCACCUGCUCAACGUGGUCACAGAGGCUUUGGUGUGGGUUAUUGCCAAGAGUGGGAUCCCCUCCCAGCAGCAGACCACUCGCCUGGCCAAUUUGCUGAUGCUCCUCUCCCACGUCAGACACGCCAGUAACAAGGGAAUGGAGCAUCUCCUGAGCAUGAAGUGUAAAAACGUGGUGCCAGUGUAUGACUUGCUGCUGGAGAUGUUGAAUGCUCACACCCUCCGAGGGCAGAGGAUGUCCCUGGCCACACACCCUGAGUUUGGCCCGCUGGAGCAAAUGGAGCCUGGAGACAGCCUGAGGAAUGGGGCACCCCAGUAAUUGUGAGGCUUUUUCAGAGCUAUGGGGAAAAUGUGAGGCUUUUUCAGAGCUAUGGGGAAAAACAGAGCUGCUGUGAUGGGGCUGCAGGAGCGUGACCUAGCGGGAGUUCUCAUCCCUUCUGGAUUUGCACAUCGGUGUCUCGGGAGAGGCCGCGGGGCGCUCACCUCUGUCCGUGUUUCUGACAUUGCAACAGCUGCACUGCUGUAGUGCCUUUUCUGAGACUCUGCAAAAGCACCUUAUGAAAUCAAGCCUCAGAACAGCACUGUGGGACAGGGGAUUGCUGCCUCUCCUUCUCAGAGGCAGAACUGAGAGGGAGAGGUAAAGGGACAGGUUUGAGAAUCUUGGAGAGAGCAUGUUGGUCUCUGUCUCCCAGAGCAAGACUUUUAAGAACUGACUGAACAAUGUCCUCUUUCAGCACGGGAUGGUGUGAAAUGUAGGACAGCAUCUUUUGGGACAGAUGUUUACCUCUGUGUGCUGGGGAAUGCCUGCUCUGCAGCUGAUCUAGAUAAAGUGCCGAGAUACAGACAGCGUGAAGGAGCUUAUUCUCAAAUAUGCAAUGGCUGCAAGAGCCUUCAUUUGAAGAUCAUUUGAAAUAGCUUCUAGGGUCAGUUUAGAGCCUUUGCAGAAUGUUUAAAUUGAUCUUGAGUUUGUAUUUUGUGAGCCUGUUCUUAACGCUCACAUUGUUAUCUGCUUAUAAUUCUUCAGUGCUUUAAGCCUGGACCAAAUCGUCUGAAUAUCUCAGUCAAUGCUGACCUUUGAAAUGUGUUUUGUCUGUGGGUUUAUCAUGUUGUUUUAUAUAUUUAUUAAUGAUGUUAAAUCUAUUCUAAUAAUUAGGUACAAGAAGUUGCUCUGUGAAUAUUAACUGUUUGUAUUUGUAUAUGAUCUGCUGAUCAGGUCUUGUGAAACCAGCUAGGAAAAAAAAAAAUCUUCCCACCCCUUUGACUGGCGUGUGGAAUUACAUCCUGCCCACCCAAAACCUCUUGCAGGGGGUGAGGCACUGGAUGGGAACAUGGAUGGGGAUCUGUUUUUGUCUGCUGCCCUGAGGUUUGCUGCUUGCUUGUUCUCAGCAUGCAUGGCACCUUGUGCUGUGGUCUGCAUAUCUUUCCAGGAGCCCUCAAAGAGCGAGGAUGGGGAUAAUGGUAAACGUAAAGACAAUGUAAGGAUGGGGAUAAUGUAAAGCACUGCUUUGCUUUGCAAGUGCGAUGACUUGUUUGAAUUACACUGAAGAUGUAGUGGUUAAAACUUCCUUUUUGUGCUGAUUUCUGCAUGUGUUUAAGCUGCACUGAGAAAAAAAAAAA